Molecule: messenger RNA, 1419 nt
Organism: Neoarius graeffei (lesser salmon catfish)
Lineage: Eukaryota; Metazoa; Chordata; Actinopteri; Siluriformes; Ariidae
Exons: 11
Coding region: 114-1271 (385 amino acids)
Source: RefSeq, a predicted model, not a curated record
UGGAGCGUGAGGAAGGCAGAAGGAGGAGUGUUUUAAGGCUCCAGGAGAGGACCAGAAGAACAACUGUUCAAUGAGAGAAGUUUCUGAAAACAAGAAGUGCGAAUCGGACCAUAAUGGCUUUGCUGUGUUAUAACCGAGGCUGUGGUGAAAGGUUUGAUGAGGAUAAGAACUCUGAUGAUGCCUGUUGUUUUCACUCUGGAGUGCCGAUCUUCCACGAUGCCUUGAAGGGCUGGUCCUGCUGUAAGAAGAGAACAACAGAUUUCUCCGAGUUUCUCUCAAUCAAGGGUUGUUCCCAUGGCCGCCACAGUAAUGUGAAGCCUGAAGCGCCUCUGAAGCCAGAGUUCAGGUCUGAUAAAGGAGAGCAGAAGCUCCAUAGCAGCAAGGAGAUCAUCUACCAGGGCCCCAAAUCUGCUGAGGCUCUGGAGAAAGAGAGACCCAGCUCUGAUGAGCCCAAGUCCAAGCUGAAAGUCAAGGUGUCUCCAUCUCUGGCUCAGAUCCUGGAAAAAAUGGAGCUCAGUGAGCGGGAGAAGCAGGAGAAGAUCGAGAGCCAAGGUAUCAUUAUGGGGACUAAGUGCAAAAACGCAGGAUGCAAAACAUUGUACCAGGGUCCAGAGACAAAUGCCACGGUUUGCAUACAUCACCCUGGAGCACCAGUCUUUCAUGAAGGGUACAAAUACUGGAGCUGCUGCUGCAUCAAGACCAUCGACUUUAACGCUUUCCUGGAUCAAAAGGGCUGUACUACAGGCAAACACUGCUGGGUCCAAAAACAGGAUAAGAAGAAAGUGGCAUGUCGAUAUGACUGGCACCAGACGGGCAACCAGGUGGUGGUCACCAUCUAUGCCAAGAACUCCAACCCUGAGCAUUCCUAUGUGGAGGCCAACCGCACAGUGCUGACGUGUCAUAUUCAGUUUGAGAAAGAUAAAGAGUUUCACAAGGACUUCUAUCUGUGGGGGGUAGUUGAUGUGAAGAGCAGUUUUGUGAACAUGGUGCCUUCUAAAGUAGAAGUGACCUUAAAGAAGGCCGAUGCUGUAGCUUGGGGUAAACUGGAGGACCCCAAACACAAACCCGGACCUGAGGUCACAGACGAGGACAUCACCACAGAGCACGAGACGAAAGCAGAUGAAAAACCAGAUUGGUACAUCUCAGAUGAUGACAUCAGUGAGUCAGACUGGGAGGAUGAAGACGAAGAUGAUGGUGAUGAGAAAGAAGAGCAGGAUGUUGAUGGUCCCCCGUUGCUGGAGGAACCCAAACCUGUACCUCCAAAGAAUUAGAGGCCAGUUAAUAUUGACACAGGUAUUGUUUUUAUACAGCGUGACAGUAGGGGUCGGAUGGGCAUGAUGGUGUAUUGUGAUAAGUUAGUUGGAAUUAGUUAUACUGUUCUCAUUGUGAUAUAGUGGUAAUUAUUUAAACGUUAUACUC